Messenger RNA from Arvicanthis niloticus (Nile rat), 2783 nucleotides. It is a transcript of the gene Ptgdr, whose product is annotated as prostaglandin D2 receptor. The record is from RefSeq and is a predicted model, not a curated record. Gene Ontology annotation, cellular component: plasma membrane. Gene Ontology annotation, biological process: G protein-coupled receptor signaling pathway; positive regulation of cytosolic calcium ion concentration; inflammatory response. Lineage: Eukaryota; Metazoa; Chordata; Mammalia; Rodentia; Muridae. Gene Ontology annotation, molecular function: prostaglandin D receptor activity.
GCUGUACAACCUCUGUGCCCUAGCUGAGCCCUGAGCAGCCUGGCGCUCCUUCACAGCUGGCCUGGCUGCAGCCUUCCCUCCAGCCAGACGGGGCAAGGGCUAUGAACGAGUCCUAUCGCUGUCAGACAUCCACCUGGGUGGAAAGGGGCUCCUCGGCGACGAUGGGCGGUGUGCUCUUCAGUGCAGGGCUACUGGGCAAUCUCCUGGCACUAGUACUGCUGGCGCGCUCCGGGCUGGGGUCCUGCCGGCCAAGACCACUGCAUCCGCCGCCCUCGGUCUUUUAUGUGUUAGUGUGUGGCUUGACGGUCACCGACUUGCUGGGCAAGUGUCUGGUCAGCCCGAUAGUCCUGGCUACCUACGCGCAAAACCGGAGCCUAAAGGAAUUGCUGCCUGCCUCAGGCAAUCAGUUAUGUGAAACGUUCGCCUUCCUGAUGUCCUUCUUUGGGCUAGCCUCGACCUUACAGCUGCUGGCUAUGGCUUUGGAGUGCUGGCUGUCUCUGGGACACCCCUUCUUCUACCAAAGGCACAUCACCCUGCGCCGGGGAGUGCUGGUGGCGCCGGUUGUAGGCGCCUUCUGCUUGGCUUUCUGUGCGCUCCCCUUCGCUGGCUUUGGGAAGUUCGUGCAGUACUGUCCAGGCACCUGGUGCUUCAUCCAGAUGAUACACAAGAAGCGUUCGUUUUCGGUAAUAGGCUUCUCUGUGCUCUACUCCAGCCUCAUGGCGCUGCUGGUCCUCGCAACCGUCGUGUGCAACCUGGGUGCCAUGUACAACCUCUAUGCCAUGCACAGGCGCCAGAGGCACCAUCCUCGCUGCUCCAGGGACCGCGCCCAGGCAGGCUCAGACUACAGGCACGGGUCCCUGCAUCCUUUGGAGGAGCUGGACCACUUUGUGCUGCUGGCUCUCAUGACAGUGCUCUUCACCAUGUGUUCCCUGCCUUUAAUUUAUCGUGCCUACUAUGGAGCCUUUAAACCUGUGGACAGAGCUGAAGGAGACUCAGAAGACCUCCAAGCCUUGCGUUUUCUGUCCGUGAUUUCCAUCGUGGACCCCUGGAUCUUCAUCAUUUUCAGGACUUCAGUUUUCCGGAUGUUAUUUCACAAGAUUUUCACAAGACCUCUGAUUUGCAGAAGCUGGCACAGCCAUUCCUGGCGAAAUAAUAUGGAAUCUACUUUGUGAGGGCUCUGCACGCCCUAAUAAGCUGAAAAUCCUGCACACAUCCAAACAAAGAACCGUGGUUGGAAAAGCCUCACAAUUUAAAUCCUUAAAAGCUAUCUCCCAUAGGGAGCUGGAGAGAUGGCUCAGCACUGAAGACCAUCUACUUCUCUUCCAGAGGACCUGAGUUUGAUUCCCAGCACCCACAUCAGGUGCCUCACAACUACUUAAUGCCAGCUCCAGGCGUCUGACACCACUGGUCUCAAUGAGCAACUAACUGCACUCAUGUGCAUAUAACCACAUGUGUGUGUGAUCACGGGCACACACACACACACACAGAGAGAGAGAGAGAGAGACAGAGAGAGAGAGAGACAGACAGAGAGAGACAGAGAGAUAGACAGACAGACAGACAGACACUUAAACAUAAAUUUAAAAUAUCUCUCAUAAUUAAGACAUCUAUUUUCAAAGGUAAUCAGUUUAACAAUAAUGUUGUCACUCUAUCCAUAAACCAUUUUGGUCCAUUAAAAAGGAAUGUGUUAUUAACAGCAACUAAAAUUUGUAUCUUCUAAACAAUGUUAACAGUAUUAUAGCAACCAGUUUAAGUGUCUCAACAUUUGUACCUGAUGGUUCUAAAUGUUUAGAGCAGUCUCAAGACCUAUGGGUUGUUAUUGGAAUAUGAUAGGAACAACACUGUAUGUUUGUAAUUUUGUGGUGGGUAUUCUUGAUCAAGCCUAGAAAUGGCUCACACAUUUUUACAGUAAAGCCUAACUUAUUUUGUAUCAUCGUUGCACUUUUUGGUGUUGUUUUGGUUUGGUUUUUUGUUUGUUUGCUUUUGUCAAAUGACCUGAGAAUAAUCUGAAUUAUAGAUACAUUUCAGAGGAGUUAGAAAGCCAGAUCAGGUCAGGCAUUUGGAGAGACCAUUUCAAGAGCUCACUGCCACAGGGGAAGACCUGCAACUCCCAUGUAGUUAAAUGAGGCAAGAUGUAACUAGGGCCAACAACUCAAAGUGGAAACAGAAAACUGAUCUUUUGAAGUCUGGUCUGGAGGCAGGGAUGGCAAGGGGAGUCAAUAAUUUGCAUGAUGAGUCUAAGAUUUUCAAUUCAGGAAACCUUCAUUUUCACAUUGAUGGAUUCUUUGAAGAAGAGGAUUUAUGUUUUUUGGGAAAACACUGGUGUGUGACUUACCAGAGAGCUGUAGUAUUUACCAAUUUCAGCUGUGUGAACUCACCCAGAAUUGAGCACAGUAAGAGGCCCACCCAGGACAUAGCCUCUGUGGAGGAUGAUGGCAAUGGGCUUCACACCUGCCUCUUACAGCUUCAGUCUGCUGUUAGAGGAAUGAGAUGUUACUUGGGGCUGCUGUGAGCUGUGGUAAGCUAACAGCAAAGCAGGGCUCAGAAGGAGGCUGGGAGCACUUUACUCACUUAUGAGUUCACAGGAGUCAGCAACACUAUGGCCAAAAGAGAAAGAGUGGGGUGUGGGGUGGGGGAUGGGGAGUGCCCCUGCACUGGGAGAGAAGGUUCUAGCUGGAGCUCACAGCAAGAGCUUGGUUUCAGCAUUUGUAAAGCAGUAGAUGGGGUGUGAGAGAGUUUCUGAGUCCCUGAGCAUCCUGACACUCAGAUGCUGAAGUAGUCUCAAG